Maniola jurtina (meadow brown) is the source of this 2241-nucleotide messenger RNA. It is a transcript of the gene Ir76b, whose product is annotated as glutamate receptor ionotropic, delta-2. The transcript is spliced from 9 exons. The record is from RefSeq and is a predicted model, not a curated record. NCBI's taxonomy places the organism in Eukaryota, Metazoa, Arthropoda, Insecta, Lepidoptera, Nymphalidae. Gene Ontology annotation, cellular component: membrane. The coding region runs from base 64 to 1689 and encodes 541 amino acids. Gene Ontology annotation, molecular function: ligand-gated monoatomic ion channel activity.
CGCGAUUUAGUAUUUCAAUUCCAACCUUUGAAUGGCAUACAUAACGCUCGCUCGCCUCGCCACAUGACGGGUGUUGAGCUUAUACUCUCAACGUUAUGCAAUGCAAGCGUUUGCGAUUAUGGCAGUUCACUCGAUGAGUUAACGGCUCGCCAAAAUGAAAUUCAGGAAUUGAAAAAUGCAAUCAAUGGCAAGCACCUCAAAAUAGGGACAUACAAUAAUUACCCACUAAGUUGGGCGGAAGGAUCUGAAAAUGGCACCCUCGACGGCCGCGGCGUGGCGUUCAUUCUCGUCAACAUUCUGCGACAAAGGUUCAACUUUACCUUUGAGGUGGUGGUGCCUGAACGGAACUUCGAGCUGGGAGGGCGCAGGCCUGAGGACUCUUUGAUCGGACUUGUUAAUAGCAGCAAGGUAGACAUGGCGGCGGCGUUUAUACCGAUCCUCGUGCAAUACAACAAGUUCGUGACGUUCUCCAACGACCUGGACGAAGGCGUGUGGAUGAUGAUGCUUAAACGACCCAAGGAGUCGGCCGCCGGCUCUGGCCUCUUGGCACCUUUCGCUACAUAUGUUUGGUACCUAAUCCUAGCGGCAGUUCUAGUAUACGGGCCUUGUAUAACUCUCCUCACAUGGAUUCGCUCGAAGCUAAUCAGAGACCACGAGCAGCCGAUCUCUUUGUCGCCAAGCGUGUGGUUCGUGUAUGGCGCAUUCAUCAAGCAAGGGACUACUCUGGCUCCUGAGGCUAACACCACGCGGGUCCUCUUCGCAACAUGGUGGCUCUUUGUGAUCCUGCUGUCAGCAUUCUACACGGCCAACCUGACGGCAUUCCUUACUCUCUCCAAGUUCACACUAGACAUCGAGAACCCUGAAGACUUGUAUAAGAAAAACUACCGCUGGGUUGCUUCUGAAGGGGGGACCGUGCAGUAUGUCAUUAAAAAUCCCGACGAAGACCUCUACUACUUGAGCCGAAUGCUGACAAACGGCCGAGCCCAAUUCCGUUCCCCAGUCGACGACCAGGAGUUCCUGCCAAUGGUGUCCGGGGGAGCAGUGCUGGUGAAGGAGCAAACCGGCAUCGAGCAGCUCAUGUACGCGGACUACCUGCAGAAGGCGCGGGAGGGGGUGGAGGAGACGGAGCGCUGCACCUACGUCGUCGCGCCCAACGCCUUCAUGAAGAGGCGCCGCGCUUUUGCCUACCCCAAUAACAGCACCCUCAAGAUACUAUUUGAUACGGUGCUCUCCUAUCUAAUUCAAUCGGGCAUAGUAAGAUUCCUGGAGCAUCGCGAUCUGCCCAGCACUAAGAUAUGUCCGCUCGACUUGCAAUCCAAAGACAGGCAGCUCCGGAACAGCGAUCUCAUGAUGACCUACCUUAUCAUGGUGACAGGCUUAGCGGCGGCCAUUGCUGUAUUUCUUGGAGAAGUGAUCUUCAAACGUUACAUAAAGGUCGACGCAAAGCUAGAAGACAAGGGAAAGAAAACCAAAAAGCGUAAGAACAAAAAUGUCAAACCAAAAAGUUACGACAGCAGUCGUCCUCCACCCUAUGAUUCUUUGUUUGGCAACCCCCGUAACAGAUACAAAUUCAACGAGGAAUCCAAGAAGGAGAUUAUAAACGGCAGAGAAUAUUAUGUGGUGAAUAAUGUAACUGGGGACGUGCGACUGAUUCCUGUUAGGACGCCAUCUGCUUUUCUCUAUAGAUAAACUGUGACAUGUGACAUGCAUCCAGUUAGUAUAACAUGUUAUAAAACUUUUGUAUUGUAAUAUAACAACAUUAAACACGUCUAUUUUAGGGUAUAACAUAGUGUCCACACUAAAUAAUUUUUAUGAACCAUAUUACGAGUAUGUUGGGCGCAUUUAUAGACAGUAGGAGGUACUUUUAAAAGUACCUACUAAUUCAGUUGUACAAAACCAGAGUGAACCAGAGUAAGGUAACGCUCGGUUUGAUCCUGAAUCGACGAUAUCUCAAAUACUAGGUUAUGGUGACGUAAAGUUAAAGAAAAAUAGAGCUACUUUAAGGCUACCCGUGGCAAAUAUGUAGGUACUGACAUUUGACGCCUGCCAGUGACGUCGAUGCCGCAACAUUUUGUUAGAAGAGAUCCACCAGAGAUCGUCAUCAGACGCUAAUAAAAAUACAUAUUUUAUUUUAAGCAACAGAUAAAGAUAAGCAUGAAAAUACCUCUUAAAAUAUAAAGGUACAAAUUAUAAAAGAAAUUGUAGUAGUAUUUAAGAUUUAUCUAUUAAAUUAUUAUUAUU